Molecule: messenger RNA, 3596 nt
Organism: Umbelopsis ramanniana AG
Lineage: Eukaryota; Fungi; Mucoromycota; Umbelopsidomycetes; Umbelopsidales; Umbelopsidaceae
Exons: 10
Coding region: 379-3495 (1038 amino acids)
Biological process (GO): phosphatidylinositol-mediated signaling; phosphatidylinositol phosphate biosynthetic process
Cellular component (GO): membrane; cytoplasm
Molecular function (GO): 1-phosphatidylinositol 4-kinase activity
Source: RefSeq, a predicted model, not a curated record
UUGAGAGUUGGCAAGUCCAUCUGCCUGAAUCAGAACAAUCCGACCAUCGUUCUGAAAUAGAACAGUGGCCCGCAUCUGUAGUUUGCACUUUCACCUGCUUACAGCCAGAAUUGACCUCAAAGAGGUUGAGUCGAUGAAACAGACUUUUUUCCAACUUUGAUACGUUUACAGCCUGAACCCAUCCACACGCCCAUUAGUGUUCAGUCAGGAGAAAAAACUCCACUUCAUCAAUCUAAACGAACUUACAAGGGACGCCAACAAACUCGCUCUCCUUUUUGCCACUCUAUCAGCAUAUACAUAUAUGCCCUUUUAUACCCUUACCUGAACGCAACAGUAACUCUUCUCAGGAUUUCUCUCUGAAGUUCAACAAAACACACCAUGUCCAACGCUUUAUUACUACGAUUGUUCACUUCAGAGUUUUUUAACUCAUGGAUUGCUGUUUCUUACCUCUUUCGAUACCCUGAUAAUGUCGGUAUUCAACACUAUCUUUGCAAUGAGCUCAAGUCGUUCCCAAUGUCGGAAAUUGAAUUCUUCCUUCCUCAACUUGUACAUCUACUCAUAAGUCGACCCUCUGAAUCAGUGGCUCUGGAAUGCUUUAUCCUUGAUCAAUGCCAACGAUCCACUCACAUGGCGCUUAUGACCUUAUGGUACUUACAAGCUUACCUAUCGGAUUGCUCAUCGACUCCUACAAGUCCAUCUUUUAUGCUAUGUAAACGGGUUUUCAAUAAGUGUCAGGCCAUUGUGUUCUCCGAUGGCUCGUCUGCACAGAUUGAACUUGCCGACUCUGGAUCGGUGCGUCCGGAAAUUCUCACCAACAAGGUCAAAGAGAAUGUGUCACCUGCUUUGGUGGGUAUGGCAGCCAUGCUUGCAGGCAUUGGACAACCGCUCAUGACGAAAGCUGCCGGACAAAUUGCUAUUGCUCAGGGGCGACGAAACAGAGCACUCAGCAUUACCGAACCACCACUCACCGCAUUGGCUAGACGAAAUACUGUGAAUGGGGAUGGGUCUGAGCGAAGCAGUCAUGACGAUCAAGGCGCGCAACGUCGUAAUCAGAUCGUUACAAGAUCGCCAGCGUCUGCAGAAAUGAAUCGUGGCUCAAUGCCAUCUUCGCCGACUACCACAUCGCCUCCACAAAGAGGAGUUAAGCCGCCUUUCCAAUCGGCUUCCCAGCCUGAUCUUCCAAUUCCAAAGAGACACUCGUUGCAGCUUCAUCAUGUAGCAACCUCACCAUCCUUAGAAGAUCUUCAUCGAGGGAAAGCAUUUUCAGUUGGGCGCUAUCUUAAACAUGCUCAGCAAAAAAUCAAUCGUAAAAUCAAUCCAAGUUCUAGUUCUGGUAGUUUACCUGGCACUUUCUCGGUUUUUGACCCUAGUACCACAGCCCUUGCCAAGUCCACUGUACCCACUGUUUCCGCACCGCUGUCUCCAUCUCUUUCUCAAGUUUCAUCUGAAGAAAUCUUCUUCAGCCGGGAUCCAUCGGGACAAAUCAAAAGGCAGUCAAGUUACUCCAUGUCGACGGAUUCCUUCUCUAGCCAAAUGUACGAUGGCGGUGACAGUCAAGAUGGCUCGGAUUCUGAUGAUGAGAUCUCAACGCUUUCUCGUCUCAGCGUUGACCAUCGACGAUCAUUGCUCAGGUCGAACUAUUUCAACUCGGAAAUGCAGUUUCUUUUGGCAUUGGUAGAUAUAGCAACUCGUCUUGUCAUUGUACCGAAACAUGCAAGAGUCAGUUCGUUGCAUGCAGAGCUGACACUCUUGAAUCACAAUUUACCAGCGGAAAUUUGCGUGCCAUUGUGGUGUCCAGCCACCAUGGAGCGACCUCACCAUCAUCGCGUUGUUCGCAUCAGUCCAUCGGAUGCUGUUGUAUUGAAUUCUGCUGAACGGGCUCCCUAUUUGUUACUGAUUGAGGUCUUGGAUGAUGAUUUGAGCUUUGACGACUAUAAGUCCUUAGCUACUCUUAAGAAGCGAAAACAACGAAAGGCGGAGCGUAAGAGACGUCACGAGAGUGCUAGAGCUGAGGCUGGGGAACUUCCUAUAGCCCUCUCAUCCGAACAGGCUGAUGAUGAAGAACAAGACAUUGGCAGAGUGGAAACUACAUCAUCCGACGACCCAUCGGUGCCACGAAAUAGAUCAUCCACCCAAUUACCCACAACCGUCCAUAUGCCGUCUCCUUUGAACACAUCGUUCACUCCAAAUGAUUUGCCUAGAGAUGAUAAUUCUUUACAAAGUAUUCCCAGUGACUUGAACGCCAACCCUGAAGUCGAUCAGCAGACCAAAACAGCUAGUGAAUUUGCCGAGAGAAUGCGCACAGCGGCUAUUAUGCUUGCUCAAUUGCAACAACAGAGUGUUGCCAUCAAGCUCGCACCGGCUUCAUCGUCCUCUUCGGGCAACAAGUCGGCUGCAGCUCGAACCAAAUUGGUCACAGAAGGUAUUCGACAACGCAUCAUCAAAGAGAUGAUGGCGUUAGAAGACCAGCGAAUGGCCAAAAUGAGAGUUGAAGGCGUGGAAGGGGGUAUUGGUGGCGGCGGUGGCGAAGGAGCCGGUAGCUCCAUGCUGGACGAUGAAAGCAGAGUAGCUCUCGUUGUCAACAAGGAAGAUCCCAGUGCUGCUGUGUUUGCAGAGGACUGGGAAGAAAAGAAAGCCCGCAUACGAGCUGCAUCCCCUUAUGGCCACCUUCCCAAUUGGCGUUUGAUAUCUGUGAUUGUAAAAAAUGGAGCAGAUUUGCGACAAGAACAGUUUGCCAUUCAAUUGAUUCGAGAAAUGCAGCGUAUCUGGCAGGACAACGGUGUUGACGUUUGGGUCAAAUACAUUCGAGUGCUGGUUACUUCGGACAAUUCCGGUUUGAUAGAGACUGUUCGCAACUCCAUAUCGAUCCAUUCCAUCAAGAAAGACGCAUAUACACGCGGAUGGAACGAUGCUGGCGCAGUGUAUACACUGUACGAUUACUUUAAACGACGAUAUGGUCCUCCAACUUCUGCAAAAUUCCUCAAGGCUCAGGAUGCUUUCAUGCGAUCCUUGGCGGCCUAUUCCAUUGCAUGCUAUAUACUGCAAAUCAAAGAUCGCCACAAUGGAAACAUUCUAGUGGAUAACGAGGGACAUUUGAUUCACAUUGAUUUUGGCUUUAUGCUCUCCAAUUCUCCUGGGUCUGUCGGAUUUGAAAUGGCUCCCUUCAAGCUUCCGCAAGAGUACGUUGAUAUUCUUGGCGGUGUACAUGGCGAGAAGUUUGCAGAGUACAAGGCUAUGAUGAAGGCAGCAUUUUUGGCUGUACGCAAAAACAGCGAAAACAUUAUACUGCUGGUUGAAAUGAUGCGAAAAGACUCCAAACUACCUUGCUUCCAGAUGGGAGAACUCACCACCCAACAACUGCGGGAUCGAUUCCAACUUCACUUGACUGAACCACAAGUCGAAGAGUUUGUAGACCGACUGAUCAUGAGUAGUUGCUGUAAUGUCUUUACCCGGCUGUACGACACAUUCCAAUACUACUCUCAGGGAAUCUUGUAAAGAAAAUAAUUAAUUAACUCAUACACACUAUUCUCUUUCUCCCUUAUUACGCUAGAAUUUGGACUAUGACAGUCAUAAAAUGUAUUUAUAGUGCUACAGGA